Molecule: messenger RNA, 2778 nt
Organism: Thlaspi arvense
Lineage: Eukaryota; Viridiplantae; Streptophyta; Magnoliopsida; Brassicales; Brassicaceae
Source: the annotation of a GenBank genome assembly
AUGGAAGCUGUGAGUAGCGUUGACGAGAGCUCGACAACCACAGAUUCAAUUCACACUCCGGCGAAGAUUAUACCGUCGACGGCGAGAAAGUCGUCAUCUCCGGCGAGUUUAUACAGAAUGGGAAGCGGAUCAAGCGUGGUUUUAGACUCUGAGAACAGCGUCGAAGCCGAAUCAAGAAAGCUCCCGUCGUCAAGAUUCAAAGGCGUCGUUCCUCAGCCAAACGGAAGAUGGGGAGCUCAGAUUUACGAGAAACACCAGCGCGUCUGGCUCGGCACUUUCAACGAAGAAGACGAAGCGGCGCGUGCUUACGACGUCGCUGCUCACCGUUUCCGCGGCCGUGACGCCGUCAGGAACUUCGUGGUAGAAGGUGACGGUGACGGAGCCGAGGUUGAUUUCUUGAACGCACAUUCGAAAUCCGAGAUCGUCGAUAUGUUGAGGAAACACACCUACAAAGAGGAGCUAGAGCAGAGGAAACGGAACCGUAACGGUAACGGAAACAGGAACGAGACGGCGUUCGUAACGGUUGUGACGGGGUUUAAAUCGGCGGAGUCUCUGUUCGAGAAAGCGGUGACGCCGAGUGACGUCGGGAAACUAAACCGUCUAGUGAUCCCGAAACACCAAGCGGAGAAACAUUUUCCGUUACCGUUAUCUGGCGACGUCUCCGUUAAAGGGACGCUGUUGAAUUUCGAGGACGUUAACGGGAAAGUGUGGAGGUUCCGUUACUCGUACUGGAACAGUAGUCAAAGCUAUGUGUUGACUAAAGGAUGGAGCAGGUUCGUUAAAGAGAAGAGACUCUGUGCCGGUGAUUCGAUCAGUUUUAAAAGAUCCAACGGUCAGGAUCAACAGUUGUAUAUUGGGUGGAAGUCGAAAUCCGGGUCGGAUCAGAAUACGGGCCGGGUCGUUAUGAGAUUAUUCGGGGUUGACAUUUCUUCUGUUAAGCUACAAAACGACGCCGUAGUUAAGGAAGAAGAGACGGAGAUGUUGUCGUCGUUAAGUCAUUGCUUAUUCACACAAUGGAAAAUGUUGUUCGGUCUUUCUCAGUCCCGUUCUUUGUUUAACGGCGAUCUAUUAACGCCGUCGAGAUACCUUGCCGGAGCUCCGGCUAAGUUCUCCACUCUCCCGCUCUCAGGCAAAAGGAAGUCAUAUUCUCCUAGAACAAGAAGGUUUCAAGAACUUCAAAGCACAUUAGAAGUAAGAAGAAAUCCACCUCUAGUAUGUGGAAGAGUAUCGCCUUGUCUUACUGUUCCUGAUCACAUACAAAAGCCUCCUUAUCUCGAGUGUAACGAGUUACCAAAGAUAUCAAGUGAAUAUCAGAUUCAUGACUCCAAAGGUAUUGUGAAAAUGAAGGCAGCGUGCGAGCUUGCUGCUCGUGUGUUAGACUAUGCAGGAACUUUGGCUUUUGUAACCACAGAUGAAAUCGACAAGGCAGUGCACAAGAUGAUCAUUGAGUCUGGUGCUUAUCCUUCACCUCUCGGAUAUGGAGGAUUCCCUAAAAGCGUUUGUACAUCGGUUAAUGAAUGCAUGUUUCACGGGAUUCCAGACUCACGGCAGCUACAGAACGGAGAUGUGAUAAAUAUCGAUGUGGCAGUUUACUUGGAUGGAUAUCAUGGAGAUACGUCAAAGACUUUCCUCUGUGGAGAUGUCAAUAAAAGUCUUAUACAACUUGUGAAGGUUACAGAAGAAUGCUUGGAGAAAGGUAUAUCGAUUUGUAAAGAUGGAGCAAGCUUCAACGAAAUUGGGAAGAUCAUCAGUGAGCAUGUUGAGAAGUAUGGAUACAAUGUGGAGAGCUUUAUUGGGCAUGGUGUUGGAACGGUACUACAUUCAGAGCCUCUAAUAUAUCUUCAUCAAAACUAUGAUCACGAACUUGAGCAUAUGAAUAUGAUUGAGGGUCAAACUUUUACUCUGGAACCUAUCCUUACCAUUGGAACUACUGAGUUUGUAACGUGGCCAGACAAAUGGACUAUUCUGACAGCAGAUGGUGGUCCGGCCGUACAGUCCUUCCCAAAUCUUGGGAUCUCAUCCAACGGUCCAGGUUUCUCCUCUCUAUCAAGUUCCACUCCCAAGAACCUCAUUUCUUCUCGAGCUCUCUCCCACAACUCGGGAACUACCGAAAAUCACAGACCAAGUAAAGUUCAAGAACUCAGCGUGUACGAGCUCAACGAAGGAGACAGACACAGCCCGAAAAUUCUGAAAAACGCAAUGAGCCUAACGUUCGGUCUCGGCGAUCUCGUCCCAUUCACCAACAAACUCUACACCGGCGAUCUCAAGAAGCGCGUGGGAAUCACCGCCGGUCUCUGCGUCGUGAUCGAACACGUCCCGGAGAAGAACGGUGACCGAUUCGAAGCGACUUACAGCUUCUACUUCGGCGACUACGGCCACUUAUCCGUACAGGGACCGUACUUGACUUACGAGGAGUCGUUCCUCGCCAUUACAGGUGGCUCCGGGAUCUUCGAAGGCGCGUACGGACAGGUCAAGCUUCAACAGCUUGUGUAUCCGACAAAACUGUUCUACACUUUUUACCUCAAGGGUCUUGCUAAUGAUUUACCGGCGGAGCUCACCGGAACACCGGUUCCGCCGUCUAAGGACGUGAAGCCGGCGCCGGAAGCCAAGGCGUUAAAACCCCACGGAGUUAUUACUAACUUUACUAAUUAAAAUAAAUAUAAUUAGUCCCAUUUUUCUUGUGUCUUUUUUUUGUUAAAGCAUUUUUUCUUUUUCUUGUGUCUUUGUAUAAUGGAUAUUCUAUUUUUUUUAAUAAAGAACUGAGAAGUUACAAGCUAA